AUGGCCGCGCUUCGCGUCGCAUUCCGCACAGCAUCGUCUUGUAAGGAGUCUCUCCUUCUUUCUUUCCCCUCCCCCGCCCCGCAGAUCAGCCAAGGCCGGGUCGAAAUCCCUCCGCACAUUGUCGCCGAGGCCAUGGCCGCGCUUCGCGGCAACAAGGGCGAGCCGGCGCUAGACGUGCGCUGGUCUGCGCCGAUCUCGGAAAACGAAAUGCGCUACGUCGAAGAUUACGUCAAAGCGCGCUACCCGGCGAUUUUCACGGAGUGCAUUGUGGGGCUUGGCUUCCCCAUGCCGUGCGUGUUAGAAGAGCCCGACGGCGGCGGGUAUCGCGGCGGGAACGGCGGCGGAUACGGUGGGGGGUUGUCCCCCAUGGCGGAACUUCUCGCGAUGGAUGACGAGGAGUGGGACGCGGAGGGGGAAGGGGGAUACGGCGGAAUGGGCGCAGCGGGCGCGGUCUUCGGAAGGAGUAACAGCACCGUAAGCGCGGGGGGGAGCAGCAGCGGAACGGCCUCUCCGCAGUUCCGCGCACACAGCACCAGUCCCACGGCGGCGGGGGGAGGAAACGUGGUUCCGCUGAUGCGCGACUCGCUGCAGCAGCAGAAGCAGCAAAUGGAGCAGCAGAUGCAGCAGCAGAAGCAGCAGGUGGAGCAGCAGCGCAAGAUGAUGCAGCGCAACGGGCCCCCGCCCUCCUUCUCCGCGUCAUCCCCAUCGGAAAACAAGUCGCGGCUCUUCUCGCGCUUCGUCCCCUCGGGAACGGUCACUGCGACUCAGCCGGGGCGCGCGCUGUUGAACCCGAGCAGACUGCGGAGUCGCGACGUGCUGGACCUCUCAAUCAGCGUGAGCGUCACAGAGCUGCAUGCAAGCUGGUACGGCUUCCCUCCCCGUCAUCACCUCCCUCCACUCCCCAUCCCCCCCUCGCAGGACAUCCUGGUGGAGAGUCGCGACGUGCUGGACCUCUCCAUGAGCGUCUCUGUCACAGAGCUGCAUGCGAGGAGGCGCAUUCUGCAGCAGUGCGGCGUGGAAAGUGAGGAGUACCACAUCGUCUUCACGCCCUCGGUGCAGGAGGCCAUGGUGCUCGUGGCUGAGGCGUACCCCUUCCACCGCCACAACGAGGUGGACGAGAGGGAGGAGAGGGACGAGAGUGGGGAGAGGGAGGAGAGUGAGGAGAGUGAGGAGUACCGCAUCGUCUUCACGCCCUCGGUGCAGGAGGCCAUGGUGCUCGUGGCUGAGGCCUACCCCUUCCACCGCCACAACGUGUUCCUUACUGCCUUGGACUAG
Closterium sp. Naga37s-1 is the source of this 1275-nucleotide messenger RNA. The record is from the annotation of a GenBank genome assembly. NCBI's taxonomy places the organism in Eukaryota, Viridiplantae, Streptophyta, Zygnematophyceae, Desmidiales, Closteriaceae.